Molecule: messenger RNA, 11864 nt
Organism: Oncorhynchus nerka (sockeye salmon)
Lineage: Eukaryota; Metazoa; Chordata; Actinopteri; Salmoniformes; Salmonidae
Product: trinucleotide repeat-containing gene 6C protein-like
Biological process (GO): positive regulation of nuclear-transcribed mRNA poly(A) tail shortening; miRNA-mediated post-transcriptional gene silencing
Cellular component (GO): P-body; nucleoplasm
Molecular function (GO): RNA binding; protein binding
Source: RefSeq, a predicted model, not a curated record
UUAUUUCUGCUCAGAGGAGAGAGCGAGCGGUCUUAGUUUGAACAAAAUGGCUGCAAGAACGCUGUCAACGAGAGCUCACUGAACGCAUUAUGACUGUCCACUCCUACAUUUGGAUUUUUCGAGAAUGUAUUUUCUUGGAUUCGUUUUUCAAUUUGCAUUCGUAGUAGCAAGGUCGUCGGUCAGAUGUUGUUGCUAACCUGCUAGCUCCUCAGCUAGCGGCCUAAACACAAAUAAUUUCAUUUUGCACUUUAACCCAAGUUUCCUAGCUAGCUAGCCAUUUUCGUCGACAAUUUACUGAAAUCUGCCUAUUUUCUUUCAUUUGCAAAUUACUCCUUACAACAGUCGAUGACUAAUGCCAACUAGCUAACGUUAACUCCGCUACUUUUUGAGUCGGAAUUGUUUCUCUUGCUUUUUCGUUUUGCUGCUUUUUUUCCUAUAUCGUGAUACUUACGUUUAGCAUGUUUUUUUGUUGCGACAAUUUUACUUUUAGUGCAUCGUUGCGCUAAAAUACAAAUUUCUUACUGUGUGUAUUUCAAGUAUCGAUCUCGGUAUUUUUGUUAUUAAGCUGCUCAAACAGUUAUCCUGUCAGUCAGUAAGCCCCAUGCAGCAAGAGAGCUGCACUUGGCUAAUGCUAGCUAGCUGGAUAACUGCGAAGACUGAAUUCCUGAUUUGUAAUUUACGGGUAUUUUUCGGAAAAGGCACAGCAGAAUGCUUUUCUGCAUCGUUCUCUUUCAUGCACAAACUCUGUAUUGAAAGCUGCCAAAGCUCAACGUUGAUUACGCAAGCUGAGAGAAGCGAACAACACGAGAAGAGAACCAUUUGAUGGAAGAAAAUACAAAUAAAAAGCAAGAAAAGACCAAGAAGGAAGCUGCUCAGAAACAGGCUGCUGACACGAAAACCAAAGUGCCAGAGCCAGCUAAGCCCAGCCCCGGUCCCCUCCACCACCCCACCACCAGUGUGACCCUGCCCCAGGCCUCACAUCCCCCCUCCUCCUCCUCUUCAGUCAGAACCAAUGGGAAGCGCGCCCCCCCUAGCACCCAGCAAACACCACAGCAGCUGACCCCUCCGUCGUCGUCCUCAGGCCCCCGCUACCCGCCCCGUGAGGUUCCCCCGCGUUUCCGCCAGCAGGAGCACAAGCAGCUACUGAAGAGGGGCCAGCCACUGCCAGCCGGAGCCCUGAGUAGCCUCACCGUGACCCCUGCCUCUGACCCGCUCAUCUCCGGUGCCCCCCCUUUUUCCUCCUCCGCAGGCAAGCGCCACACAGACCUGCCCUUCCAGAGUGGUCCUGGUGCCCAGCAUGAGAAUCCCCACUGGGGAGCCUUACCACCAGCCACCGACCGCAGCAGCAGCACCACCAGUAGUAGCUGGGAUCAAGUGAUCAUCGACGGGAGCGACACCGAGGCCUGGCCCUCCAUCAGUCGCAGCAGCGUCAGCCGACCAGCGAAUCCUCCAGAAUGUGCCACAGCCGCUGACUGUACGAACCCAGAGACCAGCAGCUACAUGAGCAUGGCCGCGGGGGCUACUAGCCAGCAGGCCCACUACCCCUCCUCUCUCAAAGCUAACGUCGCUAACGUAGCUAGCAUGAUGCAGCCUAGCGGUGGCCAGGGAGUUGGAGCCAUCGGCAGCAGGGGCUGGGGCUCCGGACCAGGCCCCAUCCCCAUGGGCCCCACUGAGGGAGCCAAACCUGACGGCCUUGGGCCCAACUUGGGUCGGAGUGGAGGAGCACCCAGCUGGAACUCCCAGCCCAGCUUUAGCCUGAACCUGAACCCCAACGCCAACCCCUCGGCCUGGCCCGUGCUGGGGCAAGAAGGGGCUGGAGGUGGCCAGAACCCCGCCUCACUACCACCCAACGGUAUCCUGGGCAAUGGGAGCCUGGGAGGGGACGAGAACAACAGCAGCAGCACCUGGGGAGGCAUGAUGAGCCCUGAUGCCCCGUCCUCCAAUAAGAAUGUGUCUUUCAGCAGCAUGGAACACCCCAACCUUAACACUGACGGACAAAACAGCCACCACACUAAGCAGCCCCUCAGCCCCAUCCACGGCCUGCCCGGCUGGGGAGGCCAGUCCCCUACUGAGUCCUCCCAGCUCAACGGAGACGCAGGGAGCUCUGUCUGGGGCAACGAAGACACCAAGACAUCCGCUAACUCCUCCAAGAACUCAGGCUGGGACUCAGCACCCUCCGGAGGCAUGUCCGGCUGGGGCCACUCUGGCAGCGGAGGAGGCGGGAGUGGCAGUGGAGAAGGAGGCUGGGGGGGAGACUGGGGGAAGCACUCCAGCGGUGGAGGAGAGGUCAAAGGAGGCUGGGAUUCCUCAGAUGGCCCAGCCCAGGACCAGCAGGUGAGCUCCUGGGGCCAGCCAACCCCGGCCCCGGCUAGUGAGGGUAGCGGGAGCGGUGGCAGCGAGGGGCGCAUCCAUCGCAGGGAUCAGACUGGCAGCGAGGACGGAGGUCCCCCUCCCCUGCCUCGGCAGGACCUGGACCCCCGUGUGCUCUGCAACACAGGCUGGGGCCAGACGCCCGUCCGCCAGCACACCUCCUGGGAGAUGGAGGAGCAGCGUGCCGCCAACGAUAGGAAGACCAGCGAGAUGAGGGGAGGCGGUGGAGGGGACACAUGGAGGGGCUCCAACAGCCCCUCUUCUGGAUCCCCACCGGACCCCCGGAACGGGGGAGCCAACCCCAGCCUGGGACCAUCUCAGAGGCCAGGCUCAGGGGGCCCCGGAGGCAAGAGUGAGGGCCCUUCAGGCUGGGGAGGCCCUCCACCGUCAAGCUGGGGGGAGCAGCCUGUCAACAAGGCCCCCAACGGUUCCGUCAGUGGCUGGGGGGACCCCAUGGCCCAAGGCCCCAAUACCACAAACAAUGGCCCAAAGAGUGGAGGUCAAUCCUGGGGUGUCCCUGAGGAGAAGUCCUCCCCUACCUGGGACGACGGGCCAGCCAAGACCCAGCAGAACCAAACCCAGAGCUGGGGAGAGGGGCCCAAGUCCUCCUCCCAAGGCUGGGGCUCCGGCCACGGAAGUGGCAGCAAUGGAUCCAACGGCUCCAACGGCGGAGAGUGGAGAGAACCAGCCGAGGUGAAGAAGAAUGGGUCCUCCAGCCACAUGUGGGAAGGAGGAAAUGGACGAGGAGGAGGGUGGAAGGACAGCCCCAGAGGGGGUGGAGGAAAUGGGGGCGGCUGGGGGUCGAAGCCUGCCCCUGCUGUUGGUGGCUGGGGGGAGACCCAGAACCAGCAUCCCAACGGCCCAGCACCAGGAUGGGGCUCCAAGCCCCAGGAAUGCCCCAGCGGCGCAGCACCAGGAUGGGGCUCCAAGCCCCAGGAAAGCCCCAGCGGCCCAGCACCAGGAUGGGGCUCCAAGCCCCAGGAAAGCCCCAGCGGCCCAGCACCAGGAUGGGGCUCCAAGCCCCAGGAAAGCCCCAGCGGCCCAGCACCAGGAUGGGGCUCCAAGCCCCAGGAAAGCCCCAGCGGCCCGGCACCAGGAUGGGGCUCCAAGCCCCAGGAAAGCCCCAACUGCAAUAGUGGAGGAGGUGGACCAGGAGGAGGCAGCAUGGGGUCCUGGGGCGGCCCUGCAUCUGUAAGGCAGAGUUCCAACCCCGGCUGGGGCCCGGGGAGCUCCGGAGCCAAACCCGACCCAGCGAUGGAGCCCACUGGCUGGGAGGAACCCUCUCCUCCCUCCAUCCGCCGCAAGAUGGAGAUCGAUGACGGCACGUCCACCUGGGGAGACCCCAGCGCCUACAACAAGACCGUGAAUAUGUGGGACCGCAACAACCCCACUGGAGGUAACGGUAACCAAGGGAACAACCCCACCCAGCCGCCGACCAGCAAGAGUAGCGGAGGCUUGACCGUCAACAACAGCCACAACAACCACUCCUCCGUCCCCCCUAGCAACAACAAUCACCACCACAUGAACCACCACCACCUGCACCACGGACAGCCCCCGCCACACAGCCAGCACCACGGCAACAACAAUGGAUCCCCCAACACCGCCGCCCCGCACCAGGGCAGUGGACCCCAGGGCAGAACACCGAUGGCCAACCCAGGCUGGGGGGAGCUGCCCAGUGUCCAGCAGCCCAAGCCAGAGCCGGCGUGGGGGGAGCCCGCUGGCCCCUCUCCUGCAGUGGACAACGGCACCUCUGCCUGGGGCAAACCCCCUGGUGUUCCUGGAGGCUGGGGCGAUGGGGGGCACGAGCCCAAUGGACCCUACAGGAGGGGAAACAACGGACCCUCUGGACCUGCACCCUGCAAGCCAGCCCUCAAAUCUAUGCAAGACGGUUGGGGAGGCGGGAGGGAGGAGGAGACGGGCAUGUCUUCUGGCCAAUGGGAUGCUGAUGCCGGAGACGUGUGGAACAGCCCCACCUCCCAGGAGAACAACUCCUCCUGUAACUCGUGGGGCCAGCCACCCAAGAAGGGCCCGCCCAAGGGCAAGAUGGGCAACCAGCCAGACGAAGCCUGGAUCAUGAACCGUCUCAUCAAGCAGCUCACUGACAUGGGUUUCCCGAGGGAUCCUGCUGAGGAGGCUCUGAAGAGCAACAACAUGAACCUGGACCAGGCCAUGAGUGCUUUGUUGGAGAAGAAGACUGAACUGGACAAGCGGGGCAUGGGCAUGUCAGACUACAACAACGGGAUGAACAAGCCGUUGGGUUGCCGUCCUCAGGCCCUCUCCAAAGACCCCUCCUCGGACCGCAGCCCAUUCCUAGACAAGGACGGUGGUCUGUCAGACGACGCCCCCCCCUCACCGUUUCUGCCUUCUCCCGUCAGCCUGAAGCUCCCCCUGAUUAACAACCUGCAGCCUGGGCUGGCCCUGGGCUCCCCGGGGCUCAACAUGCACAACUUGAACAACAGACAGAUGCAGAGUGGAAUGUUGGGCAGUAGUGGAGCAGCACUAUCCCGGGCCAUGCAGCAGCCGCCUCCUCAGCCGUCAGUGCCGCCUCUCGGCUCCUCCCAGCCUAGUCUACGCGCUCAAGUGCCUCAGUUUCUCACCCCUCAGGUUCAAGCACAGCUCUUGCAGUUUGCUGCAAAAAACAUUGGUCUGAACCCUGCACUUUUAACCUCACCAAUAAACCCUCAACAAAUGACCCUGUUGUACCAACUUCAGCAACUGCAAAUGGCGUACCAGCGUUUACAAAUCCAGCAGCAGAUGAUGCAAGCUCAGCGCAACGUCUCCGGUCCCAUCAGACAACAAGAGCAGCAAGUUGCACGUACAAUCAAUAACAUGCAGCAGCAGAUCCAACAGCACCAGCGUCAGCUGUACCAGGCCCUGCUGAUGAAGCAGCAGCCCCCCGGCUCCCACUCCUCCUCAGGCCUGCACCCCGGCCAAGGCAAAUCAGCCCUGGACUCAUUCCCAGGCCACCCCCAGGCUCCGGGCCUCUCCGACCUGCACACCAAAGAGCCGCAUUCUUCUCCCAGCUCCUACAGCCCCUACCCCCUCUCUGGACUCAAUCCAAACAUGAAUGUAAACUGCAUGGAGGUGGGGGGCCUGUCCAUGAAGGAGCCUCCCCAGCCUCAGUCCCGUCUGUCCCAGUGGACCCACCCCAACUCCAUGGACAGCCUCUCUGGAAACUCCUCCCACAUGGAGGCCAACCUCAAUAAGCACGGUGCCAUUUCUGCUGCUUCUACUGGGCCCCCUGGAAAGCCCCCCCACAUGGAUGACUCCUACAGCCCCUACAGUAUGAUGGGUGGGUCUGAGUCCCCCACCUCCCCCCUGGUUCCCCCUGACAGCUGGGGCCAGGGACCGGGAAAGAGCCCCAAGGACCAGAUCACCAACGGAACGAAUAUCAACUGGCCCCCAGAGUUCUGUCCAGGCGUGCCCUGGAAGGGCCUGCAGAACAUUGACCCUGAGAACGACCCCAACAUGACCCCAGGAAGUGUUCCCAGCGGCCCCACCAUCAACACCAACAUCCAGGACGUCAACCGCUACCUACUCCGUGACCGCAGCGGAGGCUCCUCCCCUCCUUCACCGCCUCAGAACGGUGCUCUGCCCCCCGCGGACUGGCCAGUCAGUGGCUGCUACACUAGCUCUUUCAGUCUGUCCUCCCCGGAUGAGGAGAGUGCAGGUAAACUAUCUGACAUGAAGUCCACCUGGUCCCCGGGGCCCAUCUCCCACCCCUCCCAGGCUUCUCUGUCCCACGAGCUGUGGAAGGUUCCCCAGGGGCCCCGCAACAACACAGCCCCCUCCAGGCCACCUCCGGGCCUCACCAACCCCGCCAAGCCCUCCUCCACCUGGGGAGGAAACUCCCUGGGCCUGGCCCAAGGCUGGAGCAGCUCAUACACCUCAGAGGGCACAACCUGGAGCACAGACAGCUCCAACAGGACCAGUAGCUGGCUGGUACUGAGGAACCUCACCCCCCAGAUAGACGGCUCCACCCUGCGGACGCUGUGCAUGCAGCACGGCCCCCUCAUCACAUUCCACCUCUUCCUGACCCAGGGAAACGCUGUGGUGCGAUACAGCUCCAAGGAGGAGGCUGCCAAGGCCCAGAAGUCCCUGCACAUGUGUGUGCUGGGGAACACCACCAUCCUGGCAGAGUUUGCCGGGGAGGAGGAGGUGAACCGCUACUUUGCACAAGGCCAGCAGCAGCAGCUUCCGCCCACCACCAGCUGGCAGCCUAACCCCGGCACCAAUCAGACGCGCAUGGGCGGAGGCUCGCAGCAGCACGCCAUUGGCCAUCACUGGAGUGGCGGCCUUGGGGGAGGAGCCAAGACCGGUGGAGACCUGCUGUGGGGGGGCGUGCCCCAGUACUCCAGCCUGUGGGGGCCCCCUAGUGGCGAUGAUAGUCGCGGCGUUAUCGGGAGCCCCAACCCCAUUAACACGCUGUUGCCAGGCGACCUGCUGAGUGGAGAGUCCAUGUAGGACAACACACUAACAAACCAACCAUGAGAAUGGAUGUUUCAACGCUGGAACAGACAGUGGAAAAAUAAUAAUAAAUACACAAAAAAAUUACAAUGAACAGGAACAAAACCAAGCAAAUCAUGUGGCGAUAAUCAGUAUCAACGGAACUGUGAAUCGUGUACCGGAAGGCUGGGGGCGACGACACAAGACUGCUGACCCCUACGCCCUUCGGUUUUUACGUUUUUUUCCCCUUCUUUUUAGUUGACUUUUUAAAAGGGGAUUUUGUUUUUAGUAUUUGAUAAAUGUUGGAAGCAAACAAAAAUGAAAUGCCGAAAAGACUCAAUGAAGAGAGAACCAUUAAGUGUUUUUAAGUUUUCCAUGAAUAUCGCACUUUCUGUGUGAAGUGUUUUUUUAGGAGAAGCAAUCGUAGAAGCUGCCAUUUUGAAUCUUUCCUUUGCCCACGAAACUACAAAUUGAUUUAAAAAAGGCCAUUCCCAGCAUGCCCGUGGUUUAAAGACCUUUUACUUACGUUAUUGUUUUGUUUCCAAGCACUAAUAUUCGCCUUAAGCGCUCUACUGCGGCCCAGGUCCUCCUUCAAUCUCAAGCCUUUUUCAUUGUAUUGAAACUGAAGAAAUAUUGUGAUUUUGAAAGCUUGCUCAGUUCCCAUCUCUGAGCCAGUGAAUGGAACAGAACAAGUGUGAUCAACCAAGGUCGUAUUCACUAGGAACGAAACGGAAGCAAGCGGACUGAAACUGAGGGACUACCUGAACUUUGUCCAAUAAGAAAUGCUUGUUUUCGCAUGCUGUUGCAAAACGUUUUGCCACGUGUGCACCUAAUGAAUAUGAUGACCCCCAAGUCACUCGGCAGUAUGAGGCCUGUCAACACUGACCCAACCAAUCAUCAGUUAAAACCUUUUUCCGUUUUUUUGGUCGUUCAUUUGUUCUUAAAGGGAUUUACACUGCUGUUUUUGUUCUUUUUGUAUAUCGGGCGCAUUUUUAUAUCUAUCGCAACAUAAGCUGAGAGAUUAUUACACAUCGACAGACCUAGCUGCAUCUGUUUUAUGUGUGUUCUUGAGUAUAUGUCUGAUGGAACCUAAUCAUUCACGUCUGGGAGUUCAGAUUACCACUGCUCAGAAGAACUACGACUUCAGCUAUACUCACCUAACGAGACUUACAGGUGCUUCUUGUCAAUUAUUAACAUUAUUAGUCGGUUCCGUUGUUGACCCUCUCGUCCCCAUUAUGGUCCACCAGUUUCUGGAAACGACGACAAAAAAAAAGAAAACGCUUCAACUUGAUGUGAAAGUUACAUUGUGCAAUAUAUACGCCACAGACCCUUCUUCUUCCGUCCACACUCAAGUCCAAACAGGAACUGGUUUCUUUACAUUUUUCGUUCUUGAUUUUUGUUGUCGAUCAAAGCAAAGAACUUAAGAACUACAGAAACUUUACCUUUUCUAAUUUUUGAUUCCCACCAGGCCUCCCCCUUGACCCCCCCAUGAAAAACCGUUGCGUUAACUCUUGCCGGAGAGGAGGAGCGAGGAUGGUGUUACUAUUAGAACUGUGUGUUCAGAAACUGUCUCUGCAGCCCUGAAACUCCUCAUACGUACACAUUGAACUGGGGUACAUGAGAAAGCACCAUCAGAAAGCCCUUCCUCUCCAUGUUGCCACAGCCACACUGAACAGACUGAAUCCAGGUGGGGGAGUCACUGGAGGGUCACUGGAGAUCUGGCACAAUACCAAAUAAGAGGGGUUUAUCCUAAUGCAGUAGAUCUACUACGAGUGUUCCUUGUAUUUGGUACUGUGCAAAAAUGUAAAGGAUAGACUAAGUAACCUUUUGUCUAUUUCAAAGGGUUUUAUCAUAGCACUUAUGAAGAGAGCUAAACGCUUCAACUUGCAAACCAAUAAAUCAGAAAAAUGGAGCAGCAACUUUGAAAACGGACAAAAAAAAGAACUCUUGCUCUUUUUGUACUGUAUCUAUACUUGGAAAUAACUUCUGGUAUUUGUUUGUUCCUCUUUGGUCCAAGGACUUAAAAUGGUAGCAGGAUGAAGAAAAGAAAAAAAAGGAAGUCUACUUUUAUCUGACAAAAAAGUCUGCAGUGUUUGAUUUUUUUCUAAAGACAUUUUCUUUUAACUAUAUCAAAGUGAAUAUCACUGUUACUCCAAAAUGUUUAGCCUUUUUCUUGUCUGGAGACACUAGACAUGCAAUGUUACCUGUCUCCGGCCAACGGUCGGUCGGAGUGGGGAGGGGGACGGUCACGGUCCACUGAGUGCCUCUCUGCUGUGGUGCCCAUGGCGAUGGUCGCUAGGCAAGGCUACCCCCACAGCAGUAUUUCCUCCUGGGCUGGCACCAAGCUCUCCCAUUGGACACCCUCAGCCCGGCAGGAAACCACGCUCCCUCCAAGACUGGCCUAUCAGCACGGAGCUAGCCAGCUAACGACCGCGCCAGCAGCACUCGACCUCGUCUCAACCAACCCUCUCCAUUUCCCCUAAUCUUCUUUCACACAAAGAUCACUUUAGCUGGAAGUCAAGAGACAGUCAAAUUUCUGGAAUUUUGCCAGUGUUUGAUUAAUUUUUAUUUAGUUUUCGUUUGACGUUAUGUAUUUUUUUAUUUGUUAUUUUUGUCUACAUGCAGUGGUCUUUUCAAGAUGGCUGCUUGAAACUAGCCCUUUUCACUGUUCAUAUGCAGAAACACUUUGGUCAGAGGUGCCUCUGUAUGUUCAUCCUGUGUAUUGAAUGCAAACGAGGAUCAAUACUACAGCCCGUCAUUGAUUGUCUAUUAUUAGUUAGUAUCUUAACUGAUUGAUUGAUCAUUGCUUUGUUUUGGACAGUAUUCUGUAGUACUUCCAGGCAGUAUCUCAAGAAGUGUAAGUUAGACCAAUAGGGUGUCUCAGAUGGGUGAGUGUGUCCUGCCUGACCCUAGCUGCUCCACCUGGGUUCCACCAGGGCUGUCCCCUCUCGCCCACUCACACAGCUGCUACUCUACACCCUCCAGUCCCCACCAAAGCAAACAACCUAGGCCAUGGCCCUCCCCCUGACCAGACAUAAACAGCGACUCAGUUCUGUUUCUAUGCAAAAGACUAGAGGCUGCGGGCCCUUUACAGCCAACGUGCCAAUCCUGCCCUAAAGAUUGAGCACCGACUCACAGAGCUAGACCCAUUAACCUCCUGCUGUAUGUACCCUUCAGCACUUAGAAUAUGUCCGCUCCUGGUCCUUAUAGCUGGGUUUAAACCACAACACUGUCGUAUUCCAAACUUCCUCCCUCCCUCUAUGGGGAGUUAGUACCACUGAAGUGGAGGUAUAGUAGGCCUCUCUUUACUGUGCUGAAGAAGACUGAUCUCCUAUCAGCUUGAACUCAGGGUAGGAGAUGACGUUAAAAGAUGCAGCUCUCUCUGUAUGCAUGUCCUUUUGCUGUAGUGUAACAGAGCCAAGUUCUACACUAACUAAUGGCAAGCUGUGCAGUAGUACUAUAGACUUGUUUUGGUUGGAGAAUUGUUUUUGGGGAACGGGAUAGUAAUGGUUUCCCUUCCCAACUAUAGGCCUACUGUAAUGUUACAAUGUAGAGGCCCAUUCUGCAUGUAAGAUGCCAAUGUUAUCCUAUGUGCCAAUACAAUAAAAUAUAUAGAUCUCAAACUAGCCCAUGUUAUACGAUCUGGAGAAAGAGCUCUUCUCUUCCCAGGAUGGAGGAUCUUUGAUAACCUUUGUGAUGGAGGCAGGGGGGCAGGAGGGAUCAAACAGAUGGGUGGGGGCAACACACCUCAUCCUGAACCACUGAGAUAAUAUGGCCGGGUCUCUCAUGGCACCCUGUUCACGAUGUAGUGCAUUAUAUAGGGACAUAGGGUGCCAUUUGUGGGGAAUGCCCUGUUGUUGAUCAAAUCUUUGGCGGAUCCAAGUAUCCUAUGGUGCACAGUCAGUUUGAUGUUGGGUAAUCCUGGGUACAUAUUUUUUUAAACCAAAAAUGAAUUUCUUGCAUUUUAACGUCAUUUUAAUAUGAAGUUUGGCACAAAAUCAAGAAGAAAAAAUUAUAAAAAAUAAAAAAAACGGACUAAAAUAAAAGAUCUAUAAUAUGUUAAAACUAAAGCUCUGCACUUCUAGCUGAAAUGUCUCCAGUCCAGCAACCUGUAACUUCUACCAUCCAGGGAGUCAGAAUGCAGGCUGGGGAGCCUUUUUGUGGAUGCUGUAUUUAUCCUAUUUCUUAGUUUCCUCUCAAAGCGGACCCACAACUGUAUAUUUCCACAGACCCAGAUGGCUUCGGGCCCACUGUAUCAGCCCAGGUCGCUCGCCUCACUGUUUCUGCGGUAGGCAACGAGAGUGGACGCAUUUCAAAAGGUACAAAGUCUUAACAAAAAAAAAAUGGGAUAAGGCUACCUUUUUGGGACUGUUCGGCGUCCUGCAGCACACUAGCAAAAAUCACUAUUGCCUGUUUCUGUAACUGCCUUGAUCCAAGCUCAGAGACCAAUUAGCCGGGUGGGGGCCUCCAAACGUCCGCUCGGUGUGUGUGCACCAGCACUGAGGGGCAGGCCGUGCUCUCUCUCUACUGCUUAACUAUAGAUAUAUAUGGAUAUGUACGCUCGGUGUGUGUGUGGUAGGUAGCACAUCAACAGACACCUUGGAUCUCAAUCUCUGAAACCUUUUAUUCCUCUUAAAAGGUCUGGGUUCAAUACAAACUGAAGAUGAGCAAUAUGUAUUCCCCCCGCAAAUAAGUGAUCUGAAGGAAAUGGAAUGGGUUUAGUGGUUAAACUGGUACUUGAUGGAUCAUGAGUAAUGUCUUUCCUACCUGGAGUUGGAUAUGCACGUUCUGGAUUUAUGAACAUAUUACAGUAAGUACCUUGAACUACUUGUACUGUAUGUGAAUUUGUCUAAAUAACCUGAAAUCACCUGUUUUUUAAAUGCAUACUUUCCCAGUAGAGAAAAAUAUCAUUAAACAUAUCAACACACAAAUAUAAACACAAAUACUUGAAUCAAGGAGCGCCAAUAACGUAAUGUGAAGUCUCUUUUGUAAAAAAAAUAAAUAAAAAAAAAAACAUAAAAAAAACCAUUUGACUAGUACACUUCCAA